Molecule: messenger RNA, 1786 nt
Organism: Fimicolochytrium jonesii
Lineage: Eukaryota; Fungi; Chytridiomycota; Chytridiomycetes; Spizellomycetales; Powellomycetaceae
Exons: 2
Coding region: 235-1530 (431 amino acids)
Source: RefSeq, a predicted model, not a curated record
GCAAAAGGCAAACACCGACCCCUGCCGCAACGGGUCGACGCCCUGCUCCGCCGACUAGCAACAACAGCAACAACAACAACAACGACGACAGUCACAGGGCAUAUACAGCGUCAGGCUGGCAGCAACCGUCGGGGCGUUCGUCUCGUAUCCCCGCAGCAGAGCCGUCCGAGUCAAAGGUCAGGUCGUUCAAAGUCACACCCCCUCCCACCAAUCCCGCUGUGACCGGAAGAGCAAAUGCGCAAAUCACCAGCAAAGCGCAGCUGCACCACCACGACCACCACCAUCACCACCAAGUUAAUCCCGCCACCGCACUCCCCUGCCUCCUCCUCUCAGGGCUAUCCUACCGCAGCCGGCCGGCUUUCCCUCAAACCGCAACUCCAGAACGUUCGCCGGCGGACCAGUAACCCUUCCAGCAGAGGAAGUGCAACGGAGGAACUCUCACCUGCACCCCCAGUGCGGGCAAAGUACGCAAAGCAGCUGUCUAUAGCGAGGAGGGUCCUGGGGAAACUAGGUUUUCCCGCACAAUUCUUGUUGGGUGUGCUGUGUUUUUUGUUGGGGGUGCCGACGGCUUUCGAUAUCGAUAUGAAACAGUCCGUUGGGAACGCUGAGUAUGUGGUGAAGGACCCAUUCCACCCCUUUCCCCAACCCCAAAUCGCCUACGUCGACCCAACCACCCUCAUCCCCCACGAACUCGUCAGCGAACCUCACCUUGCCCGUCUCCUCACCCACCUCGAAACCGUCGACGCUGCCACCCCCGUCCCGAUCCCUGUCAUCACCCGCUCGCAGCCGCACGUCAUCCUCGACGGACACCACCGCGUCGCCGCAUCCAAACGCCUAGGGCUGAAACUGAUCCCGGCAUGGGUGGUCGAUGAUGAAGACGAGGAACGCGAUUGGGAGCGAACGUUUGUGAGGUGCUAUGAUGCGGGUGUUGGGAGUGCGGGGGAGGUCGAGACGGUCGUAGAGGUGCGGGUCGAGUCCUCCUCCUCGUCGGGAUCGGAAUCGACCAGUCCAUCACCGCCACCAUCACCACCACCAUCAGCAGGCGCAACAAUCAACACUCCACCCCCACCCACCCGCCGCAAACUCCUCCGCCGCCGCCCAAUCUCCACUGUCGUCACCGCCGCCCGCGCAGGCCACGCCGCGUUCGGACUCAAAGGCACGAAACACGUCGCGGUGGUCUCCUCACCCGCCACAUCACCGGACGGGAAGGAAGUUGAAGUACCCCUGGAACGCGUUACGCCUAGGGUCGCGUGGGGUGAAUGGCUAGCUCGCCCUGAAAAUGCUCUUCCCCGCUCCGGGAAGGUGAACACAACGGAGUUACAUCACCACCACCACCAUCACCAGACAGGCCUACUCACAGCCUGUCCCGCCUCAUUACCGAUCCCCCCAAAAGUGGGGCCGAUGCCCUCCCACGCCCCACCACCACCAUCGCAACAUCCACGACACAAACAUAUGGAGGUUGGGGAGGCGGAUAGAGAUGUGGAGGUGCCGGGGUUGAAGGUGGGGGUGGCGCAUCAUCCGCAGCGGUGACGGGUGGUUAUACCCGCUUCCGAGCGCACGACGCCCGGCUGGACGUAUGCUAGCAUACGUUGUUUUUCUGCCAAUUCUUGGCAUCAUUGUGAGGGACGUUUUUAUAUCACCAUCUUGUUUCGGGGCCCCGGUUUGUAUGUUGGCCCGAUACAACACACUAUAUUAUGUUCAUUAGUUUCAAACUCGUUUUCCCCAUCUAGAGCCUUGACCCUUGGUACAUUUUCGGUUCACUAAUAUAAUUUUGGGACUGACUAUA